Ectocarpus siliculosus is the source of this 1008-nucleotide messenger RNA. The record is from the annotation of a GenBank genome assembly. Lineage: Eukaryota; Phaeophyceae; Ectocarpales; Ectocarpaceae.
AUGUCGACCGAGUCUUUCCAGGAAAUGAAGUACAAGGCGCCGGACAGAAGGGUGUUCAGUGCGGUGGCGCCGCCGAGCUCGGUCGCCCGGCCUAACUACCACGACGCGUUGCGGAGAGUGGCGGUGGUCGUAUACCAGCACAUCAAGACGUGCCAGUGGAAGCGAAAGAUGGCGGAGGAGAGGGAGAGAGCCGCGGCGGAGACGGAGCCGGAAGGCUCUCGCCAGGACAACAUGAAGUCCUGGCGUCGGUCGGCACCGUCCUUGGCCGCCCUGAGGAGAAACGAGAGCGCCUUGUGGGGGGAGGGAGGCAGGGACGGAGCCCGCUGGGCUGGGGGGGGGGGGGAGCCGCCGUCCGCGGAGGUGCACGGGUUCAACGCGAAGAUGGCGGAGGCGUUCGACGAGCAGCAGUUCGUAUCCCCGACUCUCAGGUACAACUUCAUGCACGCGCCGACGAUGGCCCUGCCCGGGGUGAUGUUCACCCUGCGAGAGGUGCGAUCUCCGCCAAAGGCGCCUACGGUGGACGAGAUCUACGAGUUCAUCAAGACCCUGUUCAACAAGGCGCAGCUCAGCAGCGAGUGCUCGCUCGUCUGCCUCAUCUACGUGGAGCGCCUAAUGGAGACGGCGCGCGUCCCGCUGCUUCCCGGCACCUGGAAGCCCGUUCUGCUGUGCGGGCUCCUGCUCGCCUCGAAGGUGUGGCAGGAUCUGAGCAGCUGGAACGUGGAGUUUUCCACGGUAUACCCCGAGUACUCGCUCAAGAACAUCAACAGGCUGGAACUCCUCUUCCUGGGAGCCAUGAAGUGGGACAUGUCCAUCUCUUCCAGCCUCUACGCCAAGUACUACUUCGCCCUCCGCUCUCUGACGGAAAAGGAAGACUUCCGGCGCCGUUACAACCGCGUCCUCCAGAUUGACGCGCCGCGAGCCCGCAUGGUGGCCGCGCGAGCAGAAACGGUGAAGCGAGAGGUGAUCACGACUCAGUCGGAGAUGUGCAUGCUCUCCAAGAGCCUCUGA